Molecule: messenger RNA, 2237 nt
Organism: Catharus ustulatus (Swainson's thrush)
Lineage: Eukaryota; Metazoa; Chordata; Aves; Passeriformes; Turdidae
Gene: NUDCD3
Product: NudC domain containing 3
Exons: 6
Coding region: 242-1303 (353 amino acids)
Biological process (GO): protein folding
Cellular component (GO): cytoplasm
Source: RefSeq, a predicted model, not a curated record
GCGAGGGGAGGGGAGGCCGGGGACAUAGGAGACACAGAUGGUUAUGGGAACGCGGGGUCUGGGCGUCUCCGGGUGCUGUGAGGCGACAGGAGGUGCCAGCGGCGCCAGUGGGAGCCGGGAAUGCCCGCAGCGAGGCGGGAGGGGCCUCCCAGAGGGCCGGAAUCCAUAUGCGCGGGGCGGGUUCCGGGCGGACCGGAAGCGCGGCUGAACCCGUUGCCGUGACAGCGGGCCCUGGGCCGCCAUGGAGGCCUCGCUCACUGACAUGUACGACCAGGCACUUCUGGGCAUCCUGCAGCAUGUCGGCAACGUGGAGGAAUUCCUACGCAUCCUCUUCGGCUUCCUCUACCGCAAGACCGACUUCUAUCGGCUCCUCCUGCGGCCCGGGGACCGCCUGGGCUUCCCGCCCGGCGCGGCGCAGGCCAUGGCCCUGCAGGCAUUCCGAGUGUUUGAACGGAUGGCCAGGCAGGACGAUGAGAAGAGGCGCCGGGAGCUGGAGGUGAAGCUGAGGAAAAAGGAGGAGGAGGAGGAGGCAGCUGCAGCCGCUGAGAGGGUGAAGCUGUGCCCUGCAGCUCAGGAGAUUGAGGUGGAGACAACAGAACACAUCCCAGCACCACAUACUGGGGAAGCUGCAGGCACUCAAGAAUCAGCUACAGCCCAGGGUGCCGCAGACCCCAGCCCAGGGAUGGUGGAGCCUCCGGGGGCUGCUGCCCCAGCAGAGCUGCCCACGAGACAGGAGCAGUUCCAGACAAACCCCGACAGCUACAACGGAGCUGUGCGAGAGAAUUACACCUGGUCCCAAGACUACAGUGACCUGGAAAUCAAAGUGCCUGUACCCAAGCACAUUGUCAAAGGCAAACAGGUAUCUGUGGAUAUCAGCAGUGGUGCAAUUCGUGUAGCGGUGCUGGAGGGAAGCAGCCAACACAUCCUCAUGGAAGGGAAACUCACCCACAAGAUCAACACAGAGAGUUCCCUCUGGAGCCUGGAGCCUGGGAAGUGUGUUUUGAUCAACCUGAACAAGGGGGACGAGUACUGGUGGAACGCCAUCCUAGAGGGCGAGGAGCAGAUCGACAUUGACAAGAUCAACAAGGAGCGCUCCAUGGCCACAGUGGAUGAGGAAGAGCAUGCUGUGCUUGACCGCCUCACCUUUGACUACCACCAGAAGCUGCAGGGCAAGCCCCAGAGCCAUGAGCUGAAGGUGCAUGAGAUGUUAAAGAAGGGCUGGGACACCGAGGGCUCGCCAUUCCGUGGCCAGAAAUUCGACCCCUCCAUGUUCAACAUCUCCCCCGGCGCCGUCCAGUUUUGACAGUGGCAAAAACAACUGAAAAAUAAAGCAGGGAGAGGAAACCUCCCUGCCCCUGGAUGCCCACGAGGACCCUCGCUCCCAGCGCCAGUGCCCAAGACUCGCUGAUCCACGCUGCCGGCGCCCAUCCAUGCUGUGUGGGGAAGCCUGAGGAAGCGGGCAGAUCUACAUCCUGUCACCAUGGCAACCUGGGCACCAGGACCCCUCUCCUCCCCUUCCCUCCCCUGCCCUCCCCUCACCUCGAGCUGCCGAUGCUCCAUGUUUUUCUGGAAUAGAGGGAGCACAUUGGGACGUGUUGGGUGACAGAAUUGUUUUUUUGGUGGAUGAGGAUACUGCUUUUGGGGUUUCUGGGGAUGCAGAGCCCUCCCUGCCCUGGCACUGGGCUGCUUUGUCCCUCACAGGUGGAGAUGGGUGCUGGGUAUGGGCAGUGGGGAUGGGGAAGCCUACCCCUGCCUGCCUCUGCCAGCACCCUGCCCGCCUGGCACCCCCAAAUCCUCACGCCAACCCCACUCCAGGGUAUCCCAAGGGGGCUGUGCUGCCGCUGCCCUCUACCCAGCUCUGGGGGAGGCUUCCUCCUGCCUUCCUCCUGCUUCACCUCCUCACUGGAGGGUUGUCAGAACACCCAGGAGUGGGCAGAGAUCACAGCCAUCCCCUAGGGUUUGCUCCCUCUUAGGGAGCAGCAGGGGUGCUCCCCACAGCACUGGCAUUUAUGGGGGGACUACAGCCCCACCCCUCAUAGCCGGCAGCUGAGCAGGAGCCUCAGAAGCAUACGGGUUUCCCUGGCAUGGUACUUGGGGGUCUGGGAGUGGGGGCCCCACCUAGGCCCAGCCUGGCUCUCACAGCUUGCUUGGGGUGUGUGGGCUAGGGGUCCCCAGCCAUCGCUUUGUCCGGUUCCCUGCCCCCCACUCCCAGUUUGCAAUAAACACGUCUCACCGUG